AUGAACGAUGUAAUUAUUAGGUUUCUUUUCUAUUUUUUUAUUCUCUUAUUCCAAAGUAAUGAAAUCUAUUCAUCAUCUCUUAUAAUUCAUUACUCAUCAUUUGAACGUAUUAUUGAUCAAUUAUUAUAUAAUUCAACAUUGCCUCAAUGUACAAUAUCAACAUGUGAACAAACUCAAACACAAGCAAAUUUUUCUCAUAUAAAACUAUCUGAUGAAACCUUAUUAAAAUUAGCAAUAUAUAAUAAAUCAGAUAAAAAACAUCCUGGACCAUAUCUUAUAGCUUCAACUGGUAUUUAUCAAGGUAAACGACUUAAAUAUCGUGAUCAAUAUAUUGAUCAAUUUCUUGGUAUUUAUUAUGGUGAAUUACCUGAACCUUUAAAGAAACCAGUCAAAAAACGUUUUAAGUAUGUAUUACAAAAGGCAACAAAAUUUAGUCCAUCUUGUAUGCAAUCAUUAUCAGUGACAAAAAAUCUUUCCUAUGGUUCAUUUAUUAUGCAACAUGAUUUUAAUAAGAAUUGUCUUUCAUUAAAUAUUUAUCGAGCUGAUUUACGUUAUGGAGAAAAACGUAAAGCCAUCAUGAUAUUUUCUCAUGGAGGGUCAAAUCAAUUAGGCAGUGGAUCAUUAUUUGAUGGAACUAUAUUAGCUGGUGAAGGUGAUAUUAUUGUUGUAACAAUGAACUUUCGUCUUAAUUAUCAUGGGUUUUUAGCAAGUGGAGAUGAUCGAAUCAAAGGUAUAUAUUAUUGUUUUGUUUUUAUAAACAAAAAGACAAUGGAGAGUUUUAUUUGA
This is a messenger RNA of Rotaria sp. Silwood2, 786 nucleotides long. The record is from the annotation of a GenBank genome assembly. NCBI's taxonomy places the organism in Eukaryota, Metazoa, Rotifera, Eurotatoria, Philodinida, Philodinidae.